UCGGGGGCGGGGCCUCCGUGGCCGCCAGGUGUCGUCGUUUGGAAAAGGACCGGGAAGGGGGUGGGGAAGGCGUCGCGCGCGCUUGAAGCGGGAAAGCUCCGGGUCUCGUCAGGAUGGCGGUCCGGCUGAGCGAGGGCUCUAUCGUGGCCAUAAUGCAAGGAGGGAACGUUGUGAAACCUGUUCUUCAGCUGAUUAACAUCCGACCGAUUUCCAGUGGGAACGGACCGCCACGUUACCGAAUGCUGAUGAGCGAUGGAGUGAAUACGCUUUCCUCCUUCAUGUUGGCAACACAACUGAAUUCGAUGGUGGACGACCAGAGCUUGAGCUCCAAUGCCGUCUGCCAGAUUAACCGGUUCAUUGUUAAUACCCUAAAAGAUGGAAGGCGGGUGGUUAUCUUGAUGGACUUAGAGGUGAUCAGAAGAGCUGAUGCCAUGGCUGCGAAGAUCGGCAAUCCGGUGCCGUACGCAGACGGCACUGGACAAGGAGGGACGCUCCCACAGGCUGGUGGGCCCACAGCCAACCAAGUGGCCAGCAGCACCCCCCUGCAGCAGAACGUGAGCUCAGCGGGAAACGUAGCCAAAUACAGCAGCCCUGCCAAGAUGGUUGGGAAGCCCAGCAGCUCCAGUUUCCUGACCACUCCUGGGGGCUCUCAGGCCAAAGUGGUGCCCAUUGCCAGCCUGAACCCCUACCAGUCCAAGUGGACCAUUUGUGCCCGGGUGACUCAGAAGGGCCAGAUCCGAACGUGGAGCAACUCACGUGGGGAAGGGAAGCUGUUCUCCAUAGAGCUGGUCGACGAAAGUGGGGAGAUCAGAGCCACAGCCUUCAACGAGCAAGUGGACAAGUUCUUCCCUCUCCUUGAGAUGAACAAGGUCUACUACUUCUCCAAGGGUCACCUGAAGACCGCUAACAAGCAGUACACGUCGAUCAAAAACGACUACGAGAUCACCUUCGCCAACGACACCUCCGUCAUCCCCUGCGAGGACGCCCAGCACCUCCCCUCUGUCCAGUUCAACUUUGUCUCCAUCAGCGACUUGGAGAAGGUGGACAAGGACUCCAUUGUGGAUGUCAUUGGAGUCUGCAAAAGCUACGACGACACCACGAAAAUCACUGUUAAAACCUCCAACCGGGAGGUCUCCAAGAGGGAUGUGCACCUGGUUGACAUGUCUGGCAAGAUGGUGACGGCCACUCUCUGGGGGACAGAAGCUGAGAAAUUCGAUGGCUCUCGGCAGCCUGUGGUGGCCAUCAAAGGAGCCCGUGUCUCAGAUUUCGGGGGCCGGAGUCUCUCUGUCCUUUCAUCCAGCACUUUCAUUGUCAACCCUGACCACCCGGAGUCCUUCAAGUUGCGAGGAUGGUUUGAUUCAGAAGGGCAGCUUCUGGAGUCCACCUCCAUCUCGAGCACACGAGGUAUGCCCAUGGCGGGUGGAAACACAUACUGGAAGACCCUGUACGAGGCCAAAGCAGAAAACCUGGGGCAGGGAGAUAAGGCCGACUACUUCAGCUGUGUGGGCACGGUGGUCUAUCUCCGGAAGGAGAACUGCAUGUACCAGGCGUGUCCCUCCCCGGACUGCAAUAAGAAAGUGAUCGAUGAACAGAACGGGCUCUAUCGCUGUGAAAAAUGCGACCGGGAAUUCCCCAAUUUCAAGUACCGCAUGAUCCUCUCGGUGAACAUUGCCGACUUUCAGGAGAACCAGUGGCUCACGUGUUUCCAGGAGUCUGCGGAGACCAUCCUGGGGCAGAACACCGUGUACCUUGGAGAGCUGAAGGAAAAGAAUGAGCGGGCAUUUGAAGAAGUGUUUCAGAAUGCCAACUUCUCCACCUAUGAAUUCCGGAUCAGAGUCAAGCUCGAGACUUUCAACGAUGAAUCGCGCCUGAAGGCGACCGCGAUGGAGGUGAAGCCUGUCAACCACAAGGAGUACGGCAAGCGCCUCAUCGCGGCUAUCCGGAAGAACGCCGCCCUGCUAGGCUGAGGUGUCGGCCAGCUAGGCGGCCAGCUGGCUUCAAGGCAGGACUGAGUCUCCUCUGUAGAACAAUAAGCCACCUAGGUUUAAGUUGGUUCCCCAUCCCACCUUCCGGCUGCCCCUUUGUUUGUUGGUGCCUGUUCCAAAAUGCCCGGCAGCCUUUUCUUGACGGACCUGCUCGACUCCUGUGGUGUGGCAGGCGUAGGAUGUGCUCGCUCACGGCAUCUCCCUGGGCUGGGCUGGGCUGGGCUGAGCCGGAAGGGAGAGUCUGCCAGGGCGGCAGAACUGGGGUGGGCUGGGGCCCUGUUGUUGUGAUUAGCCAAGACGAGAGGCCUGAAAGGUUGAAAAGGCCUCCUGUGUUUUUCACCCUGAAAUUCCCCAAAGGCUCCAAUUGGAGGAGGAGGAGGAGGAGGAGGAGGAGGCAACUGUGGCUUCUAGUCCUGGAUGGUGCGAUCCGGGUGGGCGCAGCCGGCUCUCUUCCUCAGUGCUCCCAGGAGGGCCCUCCGCCCCUCUCUUCCCCUUCUUCCCUGUGCCUUCAAAGACUCCCUCCCUCCCUCUCUCCCUUCUACAGGUGCCAGGCAGUUGUUAAUGCUUGGAAUGGCAAUACGGUAGAAUUAUUAAUCAAAGGCGUAUCUCUUCUAUCUGAAGAAUAUCCUUCCUUCAGGGUUUAAUAGACUGAGUCAGAUGGGCCUGAUAUUAAUCAAAAUUGUCUCUUCUGAGAGCAGCUGAUAAGCGUUGACUCUUCCUCCCCUUGGGAAAUCUCGGCAACUACAAAGCAGCCCUUUAGUUUUUCACUUCAAUUAAUAUUUCAUUUUUUUCCCUUCAGCUGCCGACUGUGGUGCCUUGCUACCUGUCCAUAUAUAUAAAACUUUUUUUUUUUUUUUUUGCGUUUGUCUGUGAACAAAAUUCCUUUUAGGCUUGUUUGUUACCAGCACAAAUGGCUGGGAAGCGCGCCUUCAAAAGGGGUUGGGUGGUGCUUUCCCCAUGUUUUUUCUCAAUAAAGAGCAUUUAGUUUCUG
This is a messenger RNA of Pogona vitticeps (central bearded dragon), 2976 nucleotides long. RefSeq names its product replication protein A1 (gene RPA1). Gene Ontology annotation, biological process: DNA recombination; DNA replication; DNA repair. Gene Ontology annotation, cellular component: nucleus. The record is from RefSeq and is a predicted model, not a curated record. Gene Ontology annotation, molecular function: DNA binding. NCBI's taxonomy places the organism in Eukaryota, Metazoa, Chordata, Lepidosauria, Squamata, Agamidae.